UCUCGAGCUGCAGAAGGGAGCGGACCAAAACCGCCCUAUCAUCAGCUACACGUACAUGUAUAGCCAUGUGCGAGCUACAAGAGAAUCUGACCUGCGCAAUAUGUGUGGACCACUUCCGGGACCCGGUCAAGUUACCAUGCCAACACACGUACUGUAGAGAAUGCAUUCGUACCCAUGCUGAAAAGUCCAAACCUAAAGAAACUUAUGACACCUCCGAGUUGUCGACGAUCCCCAAAAAGGAAUGGUUAAUAUACUGUCCGCUUUGCCGGAAAGAGGCCAGCCUAGGGAAAGACGGCGUUGAUGACUUACCUAACAACAUCUAUCUUUGCGGUAUGGCGGACAGGUCAAGGUCACUGGAAACGGUUGAGGAAGGCGCAUGCGCAGAAACCCCAGAAAACACUGUCGACCAAGACUUGUGCAUGACGCAUGAGUCGGCGCUAAUCAUGUAUUGUGAAACUUGCCCAAAGCUAAUUUGCUUGGAGUGUCUGGAAGAACACGAGCGUCACUUAAUAAGCAGUACGAAAGCUGCGUACAGAAAUCUGAAAGAACCCAUACAGAAGAAAGCCGAAGAGUGCGAAGUGUUUAAAGACGAGUUAGCUUGUCUUGUUUCUGAAACGGAAAGUCUUUUGAAGGAAAUAAGGGAAAAUGAAAACACACACAGAACAGAAAUUGAAAGCGCUUACAAUGAAGGCCUGGAUGUAUUGAAUACAUGGAGAAGGGAUGCCUUAAAUCGGAUUGAAAACCGCCAUUUACCCCUAACCAACAAGACUGAGAGAGUCUUAGCAGAACUUCCUGUAAAAAUGGCAGAAAUAGAGAAGAUGAUACAAGAGGCCCUAGAUCUUCCAACCUCCCUCACAGGAACUUUCUUACAGAUGUCACGAGACCUGACUUCAAGGAUGGAUGUCCACCUAUCGAACGCUCCAGAUUUUCUGAAAGAUCAGAGGAAAGUCAAGAAGACAGUAGCAGAGACCUUGAAGCUUGAUCCAGCUGCCCCUUUAAAUCUGGACGUUAAGUUGAAUGUACGCCCAAUGAAAGGUAUGACAGGGAAACCUAAAAGAUGUUUCAGAGAAGAAAUUACACAUAUCCCUUGUUUCACAAUUUUUCGGUCUCUGUAAACAUGUUAGAAGUAUAUGGUUAUUAAGAUUGGUUGCUAUUAUUAUUAUGUGAGCAUACUGGAAUUCCCUUUCAUAUCGGUGAAUCAAACAGUACAGUCUGCUGGUAUGUAACACUCAUAUAGAAAUAGACAACUUUCCUCUCCAGCCCGCGGGGUGGUCAUGGGUUUCCCCCGGGCUAUGCCCGGUUUCCUCCCACCAUAAUGCUGGUCUCGAUCUAUAUGUGAAAUAUUCUUAAGCAAGACGUGAAACGUUAAUGGCAAAAAUUAAAUAUGCUGUCUGCAAUUAGUGGAUAGUGUGCUCUUUUCCAUUCCACCCGAACUCCGUGCACCCACUAUGUUGGAGUACUCAGCCUCAGCUAAUCAUCUACGAAUGGUUCACUUCACAUGCUUUAUUCAUUUUCACACCCAGAAAUGGAGAGACGGGGUUCAUCUCAACAACUGGGGUCGGAUUUAGGAACCAAGAGAAGAGCAUAUUCUCUCGAAUGUGAUGUUUGUCGCAUAGAAACAGGCCCACAGAUUGAAUUGCCAUGGUUGAAAUUCAUAAAAACAUCUCACACAAGCUUGGGGAUUGAGGCCUAUGGCACAAUGGUCUGCACACAGGAAGGUCCUGCUGAAUGGUGUGAAGCCUGGACAGAUGGUUGCUUUCAGACAAGGUGCCAUUUCUGGCAGCUCCAGGUCCAUUUGAAACCGUCGUCAUGUGAGAGGCAGACCCCACGGUGUAUAUUUACAGCCGGUGUGAGGCACAAGGGCUCUUCACUGAAUGGUAAAGCAGGUGUGGAAAGUUGGUGGGUUGGGAUUAGCAAGUACGAAGACAAAUCACAAGUUAACAGUGAAUGUGGUAUGGUCAAAGAACGUUUUAGAAAAUGGAUUCCUUUCCAAGAGCUAUACACCCUUGGGUUCCGACUGUGGUGUGAGACUGGAAGACUGACGAUCGUAGACUGUGAACAAAAUUCUGUAAUCCUUACCAUAAACAACGUGGAUGUGUCCAAACCUCUUGUACCGUCAGUGGAUUUUCAUGGCGACUUAAUACAGUCAGCCUCAGUUCGUCUCGAAACUGGUAACUCGGUGGCGCUACCAAGUGUCCUGUUAAGCACGGUUUAGAACCUUAAGUUCAGAAUGUCGGUGAGCUUCUGGUGCGACUCAGUUCAAUAGCGGAGUUUCGAGCUGGAACUCUUUUGUCGUCAAAGGUAAAAACAGUCCUACUGUGUCAUGUGACUUGUAAAAAAUGUUACGCAAACUUUCUUGAUAUUUAUUUACCGAUCACCUGUCUCAAACUUUUCCAGAGGCACAAAUGACACCUCUUUCCUUUAGGAACUUUUCAAGUACACAUACGUUCAAAUCCUCCAUUUUCUCUAUCAUUCUUCGAAUCUAAAUCACUUCUUGUGAAACUUUUUUCAGACGCCCAUGUUCUAGUGAAUGUGAUUAAGAUUAGUUGCCUAGCAUUCUUGACAGGUCACAUGAUGCAGUUGGGCUUUUUCAACCUUCAUCAAUAAAACAGUUUGAACUCAAAACUCCCCUAUUGUUGGAUCGUGUCCUAAGAGCUCGUUUAUGCGAAAUACUGACCCGACUGAACUGACGUUGUACUCCAGUCGUGCUCUGUGUGUGAGUGAUAUUGUUUAACCCAACAGCCACUGUGACCACUAUGGCGACUAAGUCGAGCCGUGUCUUUCUCUCUCGUGUAUGUCGAGCUUAAAGGGGAGACGAAAAACCCAUAGAACUGAGCUAUUCAGAAUAAACCGGGUCAGUUGGUACAUGUACUAUACGGUGGCCAUUGUACAUUAGACAUAUCCUAUCCUAUAUUAGACAAGUGGGAAAGUCUGUCAGUAACCUGCGGAUGGUCGUGGGUUUCCCCCGGGCUCUGCCCGGUUUCCACCCACCAUAAUGCUGACCACCGUCGUAUAAGUGAAAUAUUCUUGAGUAUGGCGUAAAACACCAAUCAAAUAAAAUAAUAAAUACUAUACUAGACAGGCAAACGAAAGUUAAAUAAAUAUAGCAAGUGAUAACUGGUGACACCAGUUGAAGAACUAGGUGUAUGAGAUAAAAUAUCCUCUUAAUUUUUGUUGUGCUUUUGUUUCACUAUUGUUCUUUUCCAUUUGAUAUAAUGGCGACUUGAUCAUUAUUCCAUUGAAAUGCUAACCGAUAUGUACAUGUAGGUAUAUCAUUGUACCAUAUUGCAAAGAAUGUAGAAAGCAGUAAGGACAAAACCAGACAUCCUCAUAGAAAAUAUAAAAGAGGCAUGAUGGCACACAUAACCCGGUAUUUAUACAGAUAUUUUUUCAAAUGGAAGCCAACGAAUGAGUACGGUAGUAAAAGUAAAACGAGAGCAGCGACUACAGUGUGAUAGCUGGCAAGUUGUUACAGGCAUUACCGCUGAAAUACGGCUUCCUGCCAGUUUACAUCGAGAGUUUGAUUAGAAUUGUUCAUGUAUAUUCUAAGUAGCAACUUACACAUCACUUAACACCGUGACUUAUCACAGGUUUCAUGUGUAUAUUAUCGCCCCGCUUGUCGAAAUGUGUAGCUCAUGCAGUAUUUUCAUAU
This is a messenger RNA of Liolophura sinensis, 3652 nucleotides long. RefSeq names its product E3 ubiquitin-protein ligase TRIM11-like. Gene Ontology annotation, molecular function: zinc ion binding; ubiquitin protein ligase activity. The transcript has 7 exons. Gene Ontology annotation, biological process: protein monoubiquitination. NCBI's taxonomy places the organism in Eukaryota, Metazoa, Mollusca, Polyplacophora, Chitonida, Chitonidae. Bases 66 to 1115 code for a protein of 349 amino acids. The record is from RefSeq and is a predicted model, not a curated record.